CCGUUUGUUUUCCUUUUUCGCUCAUCCUUUUACUAGUAAACACAAGUGUGACAUCUCUAAGCUUUAGCCAGAUUCGUGUGUAGGCUGGCUGUGUUAUGUGUUUGUCUUUGCCUUCUUAAUCUGAAGGAAGGAAUUAUUGUUUGUUUCUGUUCACGAAAAUGGGAAAAAAACGCAAAAUCGGUGGUGAAAGUUUAAUAAAUCGAGAUGCUAUGAACAAGGACAUGAUCAGUGAGUUACCUGAAGCUUUGCUCCUGCAUAUAUUGUCUUAUGUUCCAACAGAAGAUGUCAUAGCAACGAGUGUUUUGUCCAAACGGUGGAGAUCUCUUUGGAAGAUGGUGCCAAAGCUCGAGUUUGAAUCAAAUAUUGAACAGGUGUCUUCAGAGGAUGUUUACAGGUUGCUGCUUUUGCAUAAAGCUCCGUUUCUGGAAAGUUUGCAUUUGAACAUUGAAAAUACAAAAGGUCGUUUGGAUAGUGGGAUAUUGAUUGGAAUUGCAUUUUCACGCCAUGUGCGCAAAUUGGAGUUGGAUCUUUACCAUGAUGAUCAAGAGACAGUCAGGUUUCCGAGUGUAUUGUGUAGCUAUAACAAUACACUCGAGGUACUAAAUCUCAUGCAUCACGUUCUUUUGGACUUCCCUUCUCGGGUUUGUUUCAAUGCCCUUAGAGAGCUGCAUCUUUUCCAUGUGGAAUUCAAAGACGAAGCGUCUGUUUGCAACCUUUUAUAUGGCUGCCCUAGGCUUCAAGAUUUGGUUGUUACACGAUAUAGCAGUAUUGAUGUGGAGACUUACACUAUUGCGGUGCCAUCACUACAGAGGCUAACCAUAGAAGAGGAUAGUAGCCAAGAUAUGUAUGGUGGCGGCUAUGUGAUAAAUGCACCAUCUUUGAAAUACUUGAACAUCAAAGGCCUCUAUUGUAUUGACUUCUUUCUAUUUGAGAAUGCGCCAGAGCUUGUGGAAGCAAAGAUCAAUGAUGUUUCUGAGAUAGACAAUGAGAACAUUCUUGCAUCUCUCACUUCAGCCAAGCGUCUCUCCUUUCAAUUUACCGUAGAGGUUAAGUAUCCUACUGGUGGCAUCUUCUAUCAGCUGGUAUUUUUGAAGCUACGUAUAGAUGACAUAAAUGGGUGGAAUCUACUUUCGUUCAUGCUCGAUAGCUCUCCUAAAUUGCAAUCCCUCAAACUCUACGGCUCAUGUUGGGAAGACUGUCCGGUGGGCUGGGAAUGGACUCAGCCGAAAUGUGUACCAGAAUGUCUGUUGCUUCAUCUGGAGACAUUGGUGUGGAGAAGAUACGGAUGGCAACGAUAAGAUGAGAAACAAGUGGCCACAUACAUCCUCAAGAACGCUAGAGAGUUGAAGAAAGCAACUUUCGACCCAACAUACGUCAAACCGGAAGAGCUGGAAAAGAGACGUGAGAUGCUCAACGUGUUGGCUAGUGUGGCCAGAGCCUCUACUUCAAGUCACCUUGUGUUCGAACCAGUUGGUCGCUAGAAUGUUGUUCACUGCUGUGUUGGCAAAUGGGAAAUUUUCAACUUCGUGAAUCUUUCAAGAAGUCGAAGUGGAUUCUUAAGUCUGGUGCAUCUUGAUUAUUAAACGUUAUUGGGCUGAGGCUAUUAAAACAAUUUUAUUUUUUCUUAUUUAUUAUUUUUCUCAAGUUAUUAAGAACAAUUUUCC
This is a messenger RNA of Brassica oleracea var. oleracea, 1664 nucleotides long. Its product is annotated as FBD-associated F-box protein At3g49020-like. The coding region runs from base 159 to 1298 and encodes 379 amino acids. NCBI's taxonomy places the organism in Eukaryota, Viridiplantae, Streptophyta, Magnoliopsida, Brassicales, Brassicaceae. The transcript has 4 exons. The record is from RefSeq and is a predicted model, not a curated record. Gene Ontology annotation, molecular function: protein binding.